CGUUUUUUGUGAAAUAAAUUAAAAACAAUUUAAUUUAAAAUCAAUUCAUUUUUAAAAUGUCAAACCAAAGGUUAUGUUUGGACUUCAUAAAAAAAAAUACAAACAAAACAUUUAAUACAGAAAACAGUUGUAGAAAGUUAAAUUCAAACAAACCAUCUAUUAUAUUUACGCCAGUAGAGCGACAAUAUAAACAAAUUACAAUUUUGUUGCUAGCGUGCAUGUUUUUAGCUGUUUACUUUUCUGACUUUGUUUUUAAAAGUGGUAAUAAUAUUCAAAAGCAAGAUGAAAAGUAUCAAAACCGCAUCGUGAGUUUAGUUUCCAUUAGAGAUGAGGAUUAUAUGUUGAAGAACUCUGUAAAUAUACACUAUUGGGACAAUAUAUGUGGAUAUGCUGUUGAAGAUUUGAGAAACCAUCCUAUGUUUCCUCAUUACCCACUUCGCCAGGAUACCAUAGAUUCUUUGAAUUUUAAGUUUACCGAAUCUCAAUUUGGUGCUCGAAUUUUUGGUUACAUUCAUCCUCCUAUUGAUGGGUUUUACGUGUUUGCAAUUAGCUCAGACGAUUGCUCCGAAUUUUGGUUGAGCAACGAUGCGGAUCCUAUUAACAUAGAACUUUUGGCGGAGGUUGGCGGGAUUUCUGGAAACGAAUGGUCAUAUGAAAAUCAAUUUGACAAGUAUCCUAGACAAGUGUCAAUGGAGGUUAAACUUUAUGCUGGAAAAAGAUAUUUCUUUGACAUUCUAUGGAAACAAGGGAGAGCACGUGCGCACGUUCAGGUAGUUUGGAAAAAACCUACAGAUGUGAAGUUUAAAAGUAUUGAGAAAAAAUAUCUUUCUCAAUACUACGACGCAAAUAGAAAUUUCGAAAAUAAAACGGUUAAUAUUAAUUAUCUAAAAGAUGACUUUAAAUUACCCGACCUUCCGAGUCACAAAAAGCUGUUUUUAAAAACGCACGAUAAAAAAAUUAACGAGGGCAAAAUACUUUAUCAAAGAGAUAGUGCAGAGUUUUUAUCACUUUCACAUUUAAAAUUUAAUGAUGUGAGUGAUGUUUUAACUACGUGUACGUACUUCCCAAGUUGGAUUGUAAAGACCAAUAGCGAUAAAGCUAAAAGUUUGGGUGAAUAUGAGGGUGUCCAUUUGCCUCACUACUACAAUAUUUCAACUCGAGUAUUUCCAAGAGAUCAAACAUGGGAUCAUUCAUCCGAAUGUAUAGGUGAAUCAUUAAAACUUAUGCAUUGUCAAGGCAAUCAAGUUGAAAACGAACUCUCUGCUCAAUGGCUGGUCAGUAAAUAUAUGACAGCACUUUCAAUAAAAUUUCCUAAUCGCUUCAAGUUGCACACAAUAGUUAAUGUUGAAAACGCUCAUGACGUGCACGGCGAUCGUUAUUUGAUUGAACUUGCGGUAGAAGACUUUCAUGACCAGAACAAAAUAGCAAGACUUUCUGUCUACGUUUUUCGUUUAUUUAAUUCAAAUGAAUUGUGUUACCCUGAAAAUUUUCAAUGGAAAAAUGAGGCAAUGGUUCAUUUGGUUCUUACAGUAAAAAAUCAAGGAGCCUGGGUUCAGCAUUACAUCGAAUCUCUAUCAAACGUCUACACAAAAACAAAGGAUAAUAGGUUUAACUUGAUUAUUGUCGAUUUUGAAAGUUUUGACGUAAAUGUGACAAAAUUAUUGACACGAAGUAUACUUCCUCAUUGGCAGGUUAUUACGCUGAGUGGUAAGUUUCAAAAAACAUUAGCUAUUCAACGUGCAAUCAAUAGUAUAAAAGAAGCAGACAGUAUAGCAUUGCAAACAGAUUUACAUUUAGAAUUUCCCAUCAAUUUCAUUGAUAAUACAAGAAAGCACUGCGUUCAAGGUAAAAUGGCUUAUUCUCCACUGCAAAUGAAACUGGCUUGUGGUAGGUAUUGUCACAACCCAGCAGGAUUUUGGGACAUUUUUGGAUAUGAAAUUUUUGGAAUUUACAAAAGCGAUUGGGAUAGAACCGGUGGGAUGAAUGUAGAAAAAUUUCUUUAUCGAGAUACUCGAGGAGGAGAAGAUUGGGAUUUUGUUGAUCGUGUGAUAAAGAACGGAUUGGAGAUAGAUCGUCUUAGAGUUCCUAACCUUUUUCAUUACGCUCAUACAAAAAAAGGAAUGUGGGACGACGGUUCCUAAAGAGUUUAACAUAUUAAAACUGAUAGAUCCAAUAUAUAAAAAAAAUAUAUUAAAUUUUUGAUGACAAAUAAAUCCCAUAUUUUAAUAUUUCAUAAAUUAGCAUCUUUAAAUCAAUUAAAUCAAACGACUUGAUAACAAUUUGAAUCUUGAUAACAUCAAUGCAAAAAGUAGCAUGUGGGAAGACGGUUCCUAAAUAUUUUAACAAAUAUUAAACAACUCAACAACAAUAUAAAACUAAUAUUUGUAUUUUAUUAGCUAAUAAUUUUUAAAUACUUAUUUAUAAUUGUUUAUUGUUUUUUUUUUCCUAAUUAUAAAUACUUUUUGUAUAAAUA
Hydra vulgaris (swiftwater hydra) is the source of this 2473-nucleotide messenger RNA. Its product is annotated as N-acetyl-beta-glucosaminyl-glycoprotein 4-beta-N-acetylgalactosaminyltransferase 1. Gene Ontology annotation, molecular function: acetylgalactosaminyltransferase activity. The record is from RefSeq and is a predicted model, not a curated record. Gene Ontology annotation, cellular component: Golgi cisterna membrane. NCBI's taxonomy places the organism in Eukaryota, Metazoa, Cnidaria, Hydrozoa, Anthoathecata, Hydridae.